AUGUCAGAAAAAGAGGUUUCACAAACUGAACGGAAAGCACAAAUGAUGAAACUUGUGAAUGAUUUACUAGCAAAUAUCAUUACGAACGAAGAAUAUAUGAAUGCUAUGGCCCAACUUCUGUUUCAGAGACGCAUUCUUUGUGGUAUACAACCAUCAAGUGUUCCACAUAUAGGAAAUUAUUUAGGUGCGAUUAAAAAAUGGAUCGAUCUACAAAAUAGUGGAGAUAAUUUGGUUGUUAUGUUAGCUGAUUUACAUGCUAUCGAUACUGAUGGUUUAGCUUGUCAAAGUCAAGAUCAGCGAAUAUGGAAUGGUGCUCGUUCAACUAAAGGAGUAAAAGGCAAAGGUAGAUAUUAUUUUGAAAUAACUCAAACUGAUCCCAAUGGUAUUGCACGUGUUGGUUGGUCAGUACCAAUAGCAAUAAUCGAUCUUGGAACUGAUAAUCAAGGUUUUGUUUAUGGUGGUACAGGAAAAAAGUCAUUUGCAAAACAAUUUGAUGGUUAUGAUGAAACAUUUGGUGUUAAUGACACUAUCGGAAGUUUCAUUGAUCUUGACCGAAUGAAAAUUCGAUUUUUUAAAAAUGCUUCGUUUAAAUAUCAUCUUUUCAUAUAG
Molecule: messenger RNA, 609 nt
Organism: Rotaria socialis
Lineage: Eukaryota; Metazoa; Rotifera; Eurotatoria; Philodinida; Philodinidae
Source: the annotation of a GenBank genome assembly